Messenger RNA from Episyrphus balteatus (marmalade hoverfly), 1217 nucleotides. Its product is annotated as S-formylglutathione hydrolase. The record is from RefSeq and is a predicted model, not a curated record. Gene Ontology annotation, cellular component: cytosol. The transcript has 2 exons. Gene Ontology annotation, biological process: formaldehyde catabolic process. Bases 140 to 997 code for a protein of 285 amino acids. Lineage: Eukaryota; Metazoa; Arthropoda; Insecta; Diptera; Syrphidae. Gene Ontology annotation, molecular function: S-formylglutathione hydrolase activity.
AAUUCCCAAUUUGAAAAAAAAAACUCCCGACCCGACACAACUUCAUUGAACAAAACUAUUUAGUGUCAUCUUCAUACGGCUAGCACUACAGCUGUCAAAGUAGAACUCAGACGAAAUUAAAUUUUUGUAAAGCAUCAUUAUGGCUUUGAAAUUAAUAUCUACAUCAAAAUGUUUCGCCGGUGAACAGCGAGUUUAUUCUCAUUUUUCUGAAGUUCUUAAAUGUGAAAUGAAACUCGGUGUUUAUUUGCCUCCACAAGCCAUAGAAGAACAAAUUGCUUGUCCGGUAUUAUAUUACCUAAGUGGCCUUACCUGUACCCAUGAGAAUUUUAUUCACAAAUCUGGCUUUCAAAAAUACGCCGCCGAGAAUGGCCUAUGUGUUGUUAAUCCAGAUACAUCCCCGAGAGAUGUUAAAAUUCCCGGAGAAGACGAUAGCUAUGACUUUGGAUCUGGAGCUGGUUUUUAUGUCGAUGCUCUUCAAGAACCUUGGUCAAAAAACUAUCAAAUGUACAGUUAUGUUACCAAUGAACUAAUUGCAUUGAUCAAUUCCAAUUUACCAGUCACUAAAAAACAAUCAAUCACUGGCCACAGUAUGGGCGGACAUGGUGCUUUAAUAUCUGCCCUUAAAAACCCUGGAUUAUAUCAAUCUGUUUCAGCAUUUGCUCCCAUUUGUAAUCCAUGUGAAUGUGCUUGGGGUCAAAAAGCCUUUAAAGGUUAUAUGGGCGAUGAUAAGGAAGAAUGGAAAAAUUGGGAUGCCACUGAAUUGGCAUCAAAAUAUUCAGCUAACCCAAUUGAAAUUCUAAUUGAUCAAGGAACUGAAGAUAAUUUCUUGAAGAGUAAGUCACUUUUGCCAGAUAAUUUUCUUGAGGUUGCUGCUAGCAAUGAUCAUUUGCAAACAAUUUAUAAGCAAAGAGAAGGCUAUGAUCAUAGCUAUUAUUAUAUUGCUACAUUUAUUGGUGAGCAUGUAAAUUAUCAUGCAAAAUUCUUGAAUAAAGAAUAGAUUUGAGGCAAUUAUUAUGUUUUUUGUUUAUAGAAUUUUAUACACACAGCUUUGUGAAUGUUAAUAAUUUUUUUUUUAUAUUGGAAUAAAGCCAAAGUGCUCAUUUAAUAAAAAGGUACUUGAAAAAUACAAUGAUUGACUUAAGUAGUUUUGUAUUUAUUAGAUAAGGAUGGGAAUUAUUAUUAAAAAUGCAGCUCAUUAAAUGCAGCUGAUAAAAUUA